Molecule: messenger RNA, 420 nt
Organism: Eremothecium cymbalariae DBVPG#7215
Lineage: Eukaryota; Fungi; Ascomycota; Saccharomycetes; Saccharomycetales; Saccharomycetaceae
Gene: MEH1
Product: Meh1p
Exons: 1
Coding region: 1-420 (139 amino acids)
Biological process (GO): positive regulation of TOR signaling; lysosome organization; endosomal transport
Cellular component (GO): Ragulator complex; membrane raft; late endosome membrane
Source: RefSeq, a predicted model, not a curated record
AUGGGCAUUAUAUUCAGCUGCUGUUCAGACGAUGGUGAUGGAGAACAGGAUCCUCUCUUAGAUAACCAGCUAGGUUAUGGUUCCCAAGGUAGUACCAAUGAGGACCACCAUGUCCUUGAACAAGAACUACAACAAAAAUUGUUGCAAAGGGAGCGGGAGCUCACCGUGAUUGUAAAUAACACAAACGAUAAAUUAAUUGAUAUUAGUAUGAUGAGCAACAGUGGAAUAGUAGUUCAGAGCCAUGACUUGGAAGAUCUGGAGUCUGAAGACCCUUCGCGCAGCAAUUUUGUCACUAUGGAUUCUAUCCGCAUUCCAAAGGAGGUACGCUCGAAGGUCGGCCAAUUGCAUCAAGAUUUAUUCCACGGGUUGGAAACACAGUUGAAGGUCAAUACUAAUGGUCCCCUAGUCGUCACCCUAUAA